Acanthocheilonema viteae is the source of this 708-nucleotide messenger RNA. NCBI's taxonomy places the organism in Eukaryota, Metazoa, Nematoda, Chromadorea, Rhabditida, Onchocercidae. The record is from the annotation of a GenBank genome assembly.
AUGCCUACAGGUAUUUUGCUAGGUGAUAAAUUCCCGGAUUUCCAAGCCGAAACCAAUGAAAAUUUCAUUUCGAGUUUUCAUGAUUGGAUUGGUAAAGACAACUGGGCAAUUCUAUUUUCUCACCCACGAGAUUUCACUCCAGUUUGCACCACCGAACUUGCUAGACUAGUGCAACUAGCACCAGAAUUCAAGAAACGGAAUAUAAAACUGAUUGGUUUAAGUUGUGACUCAGCACAGUCACAUCGUGAAUGGGCUGCUGAUAUCAUUGAACUGUGUAAAAUGAAGUCUGGUGAUUGUGGUACCAGCUGCUUAGGAAACAAACUACCAUUUCCGAUAAUAGCAGAUGAGAAACGUUUUCUAGCAACCAAAUUGGGAAUGAUGGAUCCGGACGAACGUGAUGAAAAGGGCGCUGCGUUGACCGCACGUUGCCUAUUCAUAAUCGGACCUGAUAAAACGUUGAAACUUUCUAUCUUAUAUCCUGCAACAACGGGACGAAAUUUUGAUGAAAUUCUACGCGUUGUUGAUUCGCUUCAACUGACAGCAGUUAAACAAGUCGCAACACCUGUCGACUGGAAGAAUGGUGAUGAUUGUGUUGUGAUACCGACGAUUGAUGAUAAUGAGGCGAAGAAGUUAUUUGGUGAGAAGAUAAACACUGUUGAACUGCCAUCCGGAAAAUCUUAUCUCCGCUUAGUUGAGCAUCCAAAAUAA